AUGCGUCCAGCUGUUGUCCCUGGUGAUGCGCUUAGCUGUCUCCUUGAUGUCCCUGAUUUCCUUGAUGUCUUUGAUAUCCUUGGUGAUGCACCCAGCUGUGUACCUCCCAAUUGCAAUUCGUCUAGCUAUGUCCUUGAUGUCCUUAGUAUCCUUGAUGUCCUUGAUGUCCUUGAUGUCCUUAAUGUCCUUGAUGUCCCUGAUGUCCUUAGUGUCCCUGGUGUCCUUGAAAAGGAUGUACCGGUAUUACCGCUUACUACAUCAAUAUGGAUCGAGAGAUGUUCUCCUUACGAAUUAUUCGAGAAGCUUGAAUUUCGCGAAGCCGAUGGACAAGUUAUUCCAUCCAAUGCUUGGAUGUUAAGGGCAAAGCUGAAGAUUCUGAUAGAGAUCCUCUUGCUGCUAGCCAAGAUGUUGUCCCAGCUAAUCCCCACGACCCCUGCAGACUACCGAUACAGGAUAGCUGUGCUUAUAGGCAUGCGUGCCGUGCCCUUGGAUCGUGACUUCCGUGCUUUCACCCAAGCUGCAUAG
Molecule: messenger RNA, 525 nt
Organism: Drepanopeziza brunnea f. sp. 'multigermtubi' MB_m1
Lineage: Eukaryota; Fungi; Ascomycota; Leotiomycetes; Helotiales; Drepanopezizaceae
Source: RefSeq, a predicted model, not a curated record